GUCAUAUGACUGCUAGAUAACAAACACAACCGGAACAGAAUUGUAUCUUUGUUGUUUGAAAUAUUUCACAUCUUAAUACAUUCAGAUUAUGACAGAGGAGCAGGUGCUGUGUUACUUGGAUCUAAAUAACGUUAAUUCCGUUUUCGCAGUUUGAAGGUUUCACGGUGGUACGUACUGUUGUUUAGUACGAAGAAACCGAACUACAAUACAAAUUUGCUCUUGAAGAUACUCUUGAUUAUCAGCCGAGGAUCAGAGGUCACUAUGGGGUCGGCAGUAGAGAGAACAGAUGAACAUGUGAGAGAGUAUCUAAUCUACCGUGGCUUCACCAGCACUCUGAAACACCUGGACACCGAUAUCAAAGCCGACAAGGAGAAAGGCUUCAGGGUGGAUAAGAUCAUCGAUCAGCUACAGCAGUUUGUUCAGAGCUUUGACCUGUUGGGUCUGAAGGAGUACUGGCUUUACUUGGACAAACGUCUGUUGUGCAGACUGGAGGAUGUUUACAGAUCCACAGUCAACAAACUGAGAACCAGCCUGUUCAGAUACUACGUCAUCAACACCAUCCAGAAAGGAAACCUCGAGAAGACUCAGGAGUUUUUCCAGAAGCAGGCGUUAGAGCUGCAGACUCAGGUUGAGUGGCGUGAUUGGUUCAUUUUGCCGUUUAUACCCACCCCCGAGCAGAACCCCGCCUUCUCUGCGUACUUCUCUCGCCAGUGGGCCGACACCUUCCUGGUUUCACUGCACAACUUCUUGUCAGUCCUCUUCCAGUGUAUGCCCCAGCCUGUUCUGCUGAGUUUUGAUGCUGAAGUUCAGAAAACAACAAGCCUGACUGAGGAGAACGAACAGCUCUGCCAGCUGCUGUUUGCCCUGCAGACGGAGAGUCGGGACCAGAGAGAGGCAAACGAGAUAGUCCACCACAAACUGCCGGUGUACGUCCAGAACAUGGACCGUCUAGGAGACACUGAGCUGGACUUGGUGUCGAGCCUGCGCCCUGUCAGCACUGCAACCACUCCUUCCAGAAACUUUUUCUCUACAUUCCUGCCGCAUGGGAGACGCACUCCGGGGAAGCUGCCUCAGUUCACCACCGGGUCCUCGCCAAGCCAGAUUACAGUGGGUAGGAAGGACAUACCAAUCAAUCUGCCUGCAAAGUCAAAAGAGACAGUCCAAGCUAAUGAGAUGAAGCCAGUUUCCAGCCAGUCAUCAAUCAGUGAACCUAAGAGCUCCCAGUCACAACAGUCAACAAACCAGCCUACAAACCAGCCGUCUCAUCCCAGACAAAAGAAAAUCCAGGAUCAUGAGAAAGAGAGGAAGGAGCUUUUCUCUAAACCACCACCACAGAUACCAGAGAAGAUAGGGGAGACAGGAGAGGGAGAGCUACUUGCUGAGACCUCCAGCGAACUUCCUGACCCCUGCUCAUACAGUAGGAGCUGCGUAGGAGGAGCAGAGGGAGGAGGUCUUACAGCGGAACAGCCUUUCAUCAAACUCAGCCAGGAGGAGUACGGAGAACACCACUCCUCCAUCAUGCACUGCAGGGUUGACUGUUCUGGUCGCCGGGUUGCCAGUUUGGACGUAGACGGAGUCAUUAAGGUGUGGUCAUUUAACCCCAUCAUGCAGACCAAAGCCACCAUCAUGUCCAAGUCUCCUCUGCUGUCUUUGGAGUGGGCCACCAAACCAGACAGACUGUUGUUACUAGGCAGUGGUGUUGGAACGGUGCGGCUGUAUGAUACAGAUGCCAAGAAGAAUCUUUAUGAGAUGAACAUCGACGAAACUCAUCAACGUAUCCUGUCGUUAGCCUGCAGUCCCAGCGGUUCCUCGUUUGUCUGUUCAGCUGCAGCUCUCAGUCGAUCUGGAAGUGUAGAAUCUUCACCUCGACUUCCUAUACCGGUGUCUGGACAGCUGCUGCUCUGGGACACCAAGACUGUCAAACAACAGCUCCAGUUCUCUUUAGAACCUGAACCAGUAGCCAUUAACUGCACUGCCUUUAACCACAAUGGAAACCUGCUGGUGACCGGAGCUGCUGACGGAGUCAUCAGACUGUUUGAUAUGCAGCGGUAUGAGAGCGCUAUGAGCUGGAGAGCUCACGACGGAGAGGUUUACAGUGUGGAGUUCAGCUACGAUGAAAACACCGUCUUUAGCAUCGGAGAAGAUGGCAAGUUCAUCCAGUGGAACAUACAUCGGUGUGGGGUGAAGCAGUCGGAGCAGGAUUUACCCCAGGAUGCCACGGGGCCCUUCAUCCUGUCAGGGUACAGUGGAUACAAACAGGUUCAGGUUCCUCGAGGUCGACUCUUUGCCUUUGACUCUGAAGGCCAACACAUCCUGACGUGUUCCAACAACGGAGGACUUAUAUACAGAUUGACCCAUGGGGAGCCCGCUCUGGAAAGCAUGCUGUCACUGGGUGGGCACAAAGCUCCAGUGGUGACAGUUGAUUGGUGCUCGGCGGUGGACUGCGGCACUUGUCUGACCGCCUCCAUGGACGGGAAGAUUAAGCUGAGCACGCUCCUGGCACAGAAGUCCUAACACACCUUAGGGGUCAGAAGCCAUCAGAAUUUAUGAUAAACUGCUUCAGUUUGCUUAUUUGCUGUAAGAGAUUAUUCCAGAAUAUGUUAACACAGUAUGUCAUUUGUUUCAUGAUGUGAUACAAAAAAGUGAAAACUCACCAACCUGUUAACAAAUCAUAUUUACAAAUAAAAUCCCA
Molecule: messenger RNA, 2692 nt
Organism: Anoplopoma fimbria (sablefish)
Lineage: Eukaryota; Metazoa; Chordata; Actinopteri; Perciformes; Anoplopomatidae
Gene: wdr91
Product: WD repeat domain 91
Exons: 18
Coding region: 262-2514 (750 amino acids)
Biological process (GO): early endosome to late endosome transport
Cellular component (GO): extrinsic component of endosome membrane; early endosome membrane; late endosome membrane
Molecular function (GO): protein binding; phosphatidylinositol 3-kinase regulator activity
Source: RefSeq, a predicted model, not a curated record